This is a messenger RNA of Panicum virgatum (switchgrass), 642 nucleotides long. Its product is annotated as protein MAIN-LIKE 1-like. Gene Ontology annotation, biological process: meristem development; meristem maintenance. Lineage: Eukaryota; Viridiplantae; Streptophyta; Magnoliopsida; Poales; Poaceae. The record is from RefSeq and is a predicted model, not a curated record. The transcript has 2 exons. Bases 13 to 642 code for a protein of 209 amino acids.
CCUUGUGGGGAGAUGACACCGACCCUGCAGGACGUUGCGAUGCUGCUUGAUCUUUCUAUCACCGGAGACGCUGUCGGGCCCCGCGUGGUACCUUUUACAUGGCUGGAGGAUCUUGAGGAACGUUUUGCAGGUGUUGCCACCACGAUUGAUCCUGAAGAUUUCAAUGAGCACCCACAGUCGAAAGGCCCUUCCAAGUCAUGGCUCCUACAGUUUCAGCCGGAUCUGUUGGCAGCCGAUGCUGAUGACUACAGCGUGACUAGAUCACUUGAGGCAUACCUACUGUGGUUAUUUGGGUACAUCAUGUUCAACAACUCACACGGGCACUGUGCGGAUAGGGUGCUUCUGCCCUACGCACAGGAGAUCGCCGAUGCAGAUGAGGAUGCCAUACCCUUAUAUAGUUGGGGUUCAGCGGUUCUUGCAUGCACAUAUCGUGGACUCUGCAAGGCAUCACGGCAGAAUGAUAGGAAUGCUGUCCUAACGUGGUGCCCAAUUCUGCUACAACUUUGGUCUUACGAGAGGAUUGCUAUCGGUCGUCCCAUGAUUGACCAGUCACCGUACACGCAGGAUAUGUACGGUGACACGAAGGGCGACAGACCCACCAUAGGGACUCUCUGGUACUCUCAACAGGUAUGGACCCAAUAA